This is a messenger RNA of Coniosporium apollinis CBS 100218, 465 nucleotides long. RefSeq lists its product as uncharacterized. The transcript is spliced from 2 exons. Bases 1 to 465 code for a protein of 154 amino acids. Lineage: Eukaryota; Fungi; Ascomycota; Dothideomycetes. The record is from RefSeq and is a predicted model, not a curated record.
AUGGCAUCCUACACACCCCUUCAACAAGACCGCCAGGCCCGAAACAAAGCCACCCACAAAGCACCUGCGGCAGGCAGCUCCAAGACUACGGCCAACCCCGCUCAGCAACCAUCGAACACCUACACCGAUGCCCAGUUGCACGCUGACGAGACCUUCGAAGAGCGCGAGCGGCGUCACAAUGCCGCCAGGACACUUGAGAGCAACGAGAUGCUCAUCUGGUUGAGUAUGAGCAGGAAUGAGUCUGUGCCACAGAUACGCCUCUACUACGAAAGAGUGCUCGCGGGCUUCGAUCCUGAUGCUGACGAUGGAGACAAGGCAGGGGAUGAGGUGAGGGAGAAGAGUGGCAGGAGAAGCCUGGGGAAGGAAAGGGAGGGUGGAAGUUCGCCUGGGAAGGGGAGGAGAGUGAAAGCCGCGACCGGGAGUGGAAGCAAGAAGAAGAGGAAUACGGGCAGCGGGGCGGCUUAA